GAGAGAUACCACACGCCAUCGAGUCAGUGCAAAAGUCAAGCUUUACUCUUUGGAGUUUGAGGAGACAAUGAUCUUUGAGAAAUGAAAAUUCAUCAAAACUCAGUUGAAAUUUCCAUUCCUAUUGCUACACACACUCCUUCUUGUAUAAUGGAGCUUUUGCAUCCUUCACAUCUUCCUCACCAUGAUGCACCUACCCUUCAUACUUCAUAGCUUCUAACUUUGCACAAGCUGGCUAGUAGUACUUGUCAACCACAGGACCCCAUGGAAGAGUAUGAUGAGAAAGUGCACGUAGCAGUUGGGAAGUCGGUGAAAAAAGCCAUGGCUUUGCUUCAAUGGAGUUUCACUCAGUUUAGGAACAAACAGAUUCACUUACUUCAUGUUUACCAACCUUCUACUAUGAUCCCCACACUAUUAGGAAAAUUGCCAGCAUCCAAAGCUAGUCCUGAAGUAGUAUCUGCUUUUAGAAUAGAGGAAAGAGAACAGACCAAGAGGCUUUUGGAGAAGUACUUGAGCAUUUGCCGUUCGGCCAAGGUUAAAGCAAGCAGUGUCAUAGGUGAAGCUGAUGAAAUCCAGAAAGGAAUUGUUGCUUUGGUUAUUAAGCAUAAUAGCAGGAAGCUCGUUAUUGGAGCAAUACCAGAAAAUUGCAUGAAAGUCAAUAUGAAUUCCAGUACAGCAAAUUAUGUUGCCAAAAAUGCACCCCCUUUCUGUGAAAUAUGGUUUAUCUAUAAAGGUAAACACAUUUGGACAAGAGAAGCUUCUGAAACUCCUCCUUCUUUGUCUUCAUGUGCUCAACCUGAGACCACAACUGCAGAAAGCUUGAGUUGUAGAUCUUUUCAAUAUGGUAUGAAUGAUUUAUUCCAUUCAGAAUGUCUUCAAUCAGAUUCUACAAGUACAAGGACUACGGUGUGUACUGGAAUUGAAUUUUGGGUUCAGAGUGAAAUCAUUGAAACAGAAGCCACUUUUUCAUCCAAAUCAUCCAGUUGUGGCAGUCAUUGCUCUCCCCAAAAUUCUGCUGGGAGGUAUUUAAGUACUCAUUCAGAGGUUGAGGAAGAAACAGUUAAUAGUCAACUCGUUGGAGCCAAAAGAGAAGCUGAUGAAGAAACAGACGAGGCUUUUACAGAGCUGUUGAAGUGCAAAAGGUUGGAAGUGAAAGCCAUUGAGGCCAUAAAUAAAGUCAAAUUGCUUGAAUCUGCCCAUUUACAUGAAGUAAAGCUCAGAAAAGAGGUUGAGAAUGUACUGAGAGCUACAGUACAGGAGCAACAAAAGUUCUUGGAUGAGAAAGAAAGAAUUGCUAUUGAGCUGCAAAGGACCAUGAGAAGUAUUGCCCUGCUAGACAGUUGUGCACAGGAAACAAACCAUAGGCGAAAUGAAGCUGCAGAUGAACUAUCACUAAUUCAAGCAUCCAUCUCAACCCUGUGGCAUGAAAAACAACAGAUCAGGCGACAGAGAAUGGAAGCCCUACGCUGCCUUGAGCGGUGGAAAAGUCGUGGACAAGUUGGAGCUGCUCACUGCAAUGGGGUCAUUGGAUUUGCUGAAGGAUUACCUCAGCUAGCAGAAUUUACAUUAUCAGAUCUUCAAAAUGCCACAUGCAAUUUUUCUGAGAGCUUUAAAUUUAGGGAGGGUGGAUAUGGCUCUAUUUAUAAGGGGGAAAUGUUGGGUAGAACUGUUGCUGUAAGGAAGCUUCAUCCACAUAAUAUGCAAGGACCAGCAGGGUUUCAUCAAGAGGUUCAGGUUCUUGGUAGUAUACAGCACCCUCAUCUGUUGACUUUGCUUGGUGUUUGCUCUGAAGCCUGGUCAUUUGUAUAUGAGUACUUGCCCAAUGGAAGUGUUCAUGACUACAUAUUUCGAAAAAGCAGUGUUUCCCCUUUGACAUGGAAAACCCGAGCACGAUGGAUUGCUGAAAUUGCUACAGCUCUCGGCUUCUUACAUUCUUCCAAACCUGAAACUAUCAUCCAUGGUGAUCUGAAGCUCGAAACUGUCCUUCUUGAUUCUGCACUUAGUUGCAAGAUAUGUGAAUUUGGGUUCAGUAGGCUGGUGAAAGAGGAGUCACUCUAUCUUCCUAGUUUCCGAUUCAGUAGCACUGAGCCAAAUGGUUCCUUUACACACACAGAUCCAGAGUUUCAGAGAACAGGAGUACUAACACCUAAGUCUGACAUAUACUCCUUUGGUUUCAUCAUUUUGCAACUCCUCACUGGUAGAGCUUCGGUUGGAUUAGCUGGUGAAGUACGCAAAGCAGUUUUUUGUGGAAAUUUGUUUUCCAUUUUAGAUUCUUCAGCUGGAGAAUGGCAUCCUGUUGUGGCAAAACGGUUGGUUGAAUUGGGAUUGCAGUGCUGUCGUCCAAAUAGUAGAGACAGACCAGAGUUAACACCUACUCUAGUGAGGGAAUUGAAGCAGUUGCAUGUUUCAGAAGAGAGACCCGUGCCAUCUUUUUUCUUGUGUCCAAUCCUUCAGGAAAUAAUGUAUGAUCCUCAAGUUGCAGCAGAUGGAUUUACUUAUGAAGGGGAGGCCAUAUGUGAAUGGUUGCAAAAUAGGCACCAAACUUCUCCCAUGACUAAUUUAAAAUUGAGUCACCUGCAUCUUACUCCGAAUCAUACACUUCGACUUGCUAUCCAAGGCUGGCUUUGCAAAUCUUGAAGUAGUUUCAUUAAUUUAUGUAUGUUGUAAAUAUCUGCAUAUCUAUUUUUCCAUAACUGCAUUGCCUUCCUUUAAUGUUUUCUAGCUCAAAUCAUUGUUAAGCAUUUAAUGAUAUAAGGUUAAUUGGUUUGCUAUAGUUUAUGCUUUCCUGAAUCAGUCAGAUACGUUCAGAAUGACUUCUUGUACAUUCAGAAUUGCAUUUGGAUAGCUUAUAGAAUUUUGUACGGAUGCGUUUUGAUACUUUGAAUUUUGUUAUACAUGAAUUGCUGAAAUAGUGAAAUCUUAAUAAAAU
Gastrolobium bilobum is the source of this 2926-nucleotide messenger RNA. RefSeq names its product U-box domain-containing protein 33-like. NCBI's taxonomy places the organism in Eukaryota, Viridiplantae, Streptophyta, Magnoliopsida, Fabales, Fabaceae. Gene Ontology annotation, molecular function: protein kinase activity; ATP binding; ubiquitin-protein transferase activity. Gene Ontology annotation, biological process: protein ubiquitination; protein phosphorylation. The transcript is spliced from 7 exons. The coding region runs from base 262 to 2634 and encodes 790 amino acids. The record is from RefSeq and is a predicted model, not a curated record.